Molecule: messenger RNA, 492 nt
Organism: Aspergillus japonicus CBS 114.51
Lineage: Eukaryota; Fungi; Ascomycota; Eurotiomycetes; Eurotiales; Aspergillaceae
Exons: 2
Coding region: 1-492 (163 amino acids)
Source: RefSeq, a predicted model, not a curated record
AUGUGUCUACCCGGUAUCUGCGACCCCUUCGACCUCGAAGACUGCUGUGGCGGCUCCGGCACGGCCGCGCCCCAGGCCAGGCAGCGACCAGUCCAGCAGCCCCCAAUCCGCCAGCAGCGAGCCGGAGUGCCAGCCGCCGCCGCCGUUCGCCCACCAAGGCCCACGCAAGUCCAAGGCCAAGGCCAACAGAUGCAGUAUCCCGCGGAACCCCAGAGCAUCCGGUUCCUGUGGAAGGCCGGGGGCUAUCUCCGCGGGCCCAUGGGGGGCACGGAUACAUUGCCUACCGUCAACGUGAGCAGGACGCCUCGCGGGUGGAUCGUCUUGGCUGGCGUCCCCAAGGGUUUACCCAGCAUCAAACCCUAUGAGCAGGGCCAGUUGGUUAGCGGGUGUCUACGGAACGUCACCAAGAGCUAUUUGUUCUCCAAUGCGCAGUACUACCGCACCAGGAAGGGUCUGGUGAUCUUGAAAGGGGGACAGGUCUCGGGAGUCUAG